AUGUCGUCAUUCUACGGUGACUCUGAUCUGACAGAUGAUGGGGAAAUCUUUGAUAUCCAUCAAGGUAUCAUCUUUGCGAUACAUUUAACCCCUACCAUGUAUAGUAGUAUACCCAUCAUCUUCUCGAACCUUCUAAGCUUGAUCCACGAUCUUGCCAAAACGAUGCCAAAUACAGGAAUUGGAUGCUAUCUAUUCAAUUGCUCGAAUAAAGCCACUGACGAAACAGGCGGAAACGGAGACCAAAAUGCCUCAGAUUGGCGCAGACAACUGUUCUCAGAUCGUAAAGGAAUCUAUCCGGUUUUCCGUCUCAACGAUAUCAAUUCCAGCCAAUUGAAACGAGUCAACAAUCUACUUCAGCAGUCAAAAGGGGAAGAUAUCAUUAAACUAUUCAAGCUACUAAGCGAAGAUCCAGUGACUAAUAAUGGCCAGCAAUUGUCAUGGAUGCUUAAUCAAUGUCAAGAUGACUUUACAUACAUUCCUAAGUUCGUCAAACGGUAUAGUGCUCGGCGAGUUUUUCUUUUUACAGACUGUGAUAAACCGUUUAAUGGUUCUACCAGUAUGAGAACUACGUUACAGCAUAAUAUUCAUGAUUUAAAUGCAGCCAAGAUUGGCAUAAUACCUUUUCUAAUGGCUCGAGGUGAUGGAUCCGACGAACAGUUCAACUUGAAGGAGUACAAGAUUUUAUUGGAAGUAGGAGAGAAUGGAAAUCUUGUUGAUGAGGAGAACAGUAAAUCUAGAGUGAAUCAAAUUGCCUUGAAGAAGAUUCAGGAGAAGAUCUCCAAGACGAAGGAGAUUAAACGGACUGCUUUUUCUUGUCCACUCAGGAUAAAUGAUCAACUCACCAUCUCUAUAAAGGGAUAUUCUAUGUUCAACGAGGUAAAACUACGGAUGAUGGAUAGUUUCUACGACGAUGAAGGUACCUAUAAACUUGUUCAUACGAAAACGUACAAACUCUCGAAAGAAACCGGUGAAACGACUAAGGAAAAUGAAGUAGUCAGAGCUUUUCACGUUGGUGAUCAGUACUUUAAUAUGGAUAAGUCAUACUAUGAAAGAUUGUUAAGAUUUGGAGAGAAAGAAAAACCGAUUCUAAAGGUUCUAGGAUUCCGAAAGACGGAGUAUUUCAAUCCUAGCUACACUAUUGGCACGGCCGUAUUCAUCGCUCCAGAUGAUAAUGGCGAUUACACGCAUUCAAGAAGAGCCUUUUCUGCAUUGUAUCAAUCGAUGAUCAGAAAGAGGAAAAUGUGUUUGGUGUGGGGGAUGCCACGUAAGAUGUCUUAUCCAUCAUUAUAUUAUAUGAUACCGACGGAUGAGUCAUUAGGAUUCAAGACAAAUGUGGAAAAUUACCCACAAGGAUUUGCUAUGAUUCAAAUUCCUGAUCGAGAUCAAAUUCGGAUGCUACCAAACUAUGUUACAGAAACACUGCAGCCGACAAGAAUCAUGGAACCAAACCUAUUUGAUUCGAUAGUGAACGAACUACAAAGUGGAUUCAAAUCCUUAGAAAAUCCUCAGCUCAGCUGGUAUUUCAAAGUGUUUGAAGAUUAUCUACUACAGAGAGAAGUGGAGGGGCCGGAAAUCAAGGUGGAAUCGGCAGUGAGUGAAGUUGUCGAUAAGCAGAAGCAGAUGAAUAAGAUUGACGAAUUGAAGUUGAAGAUUAUGAAACUUCGAUUGGAACCAUCGGCAAACGUUAAAGCAAUGAAAAACCAACUCAAUAGAAUGAGUAACUCUGAGAAUUUACACCCUAAAGAGGAUAGGGAAGCCGAUUUACCUCCUAGUAAAAGGACCAAACUACUUACAGACGAACUAGUCAUCAAGGCAUGGAAAUUGAGAGAAUUGAACAAAUUCAACGCGCAACAGUUGAGGGUUUACGUUAAUUCCAAGCCUAAUUUGAUAGAACGGUCCAAUACUAAGGAUGAGAUGAUCCGAAAUAUUGAGGAAUAUUUAAAUCGAGUCGUUACGAGUCGCGAAUAA
Molecule: messenger RNA, 1968 nt
Organism: Brettanomyces nanus
Lineage: Eukaryota; Fungi; Ascomycota; Pichiomycetes; Pichiales; Pichiaceae
Exons: 1
Coding region: 1-1968 (655 amino acids)
Biological process (GO): double-strand break repair via nonhomologous end joining; cellular response to X-ray; telomere maintenance
Cellular component (GO): nucleus; Ku70:Ku80 complex
Molecular function (GO): double-stranded DNA binding; telomeric repeat DNA binding; damaged DNA binding
Source: RefSeq, a predicted model, not a curated record